AUGCCGUUCGGCAUUGGCGGCAAGAAUGCCAUUCAUGCCGUUGACAAUGCUUCGCCUCAAUCGACAUCUGGGUCUCAGUUGGCCUCAUUAGUUAUACCACAAAAUGCCCAAGAUUCCGCGGCAGCCCCGUCGGACAUUAUUCCAAUAGUCAGGGAUAUCAAACCGGAACCUCCGAAAUCAUGGAAGGAUAGCAUAGCCAGCAAUCCUCUGCUGACAGCCGGAGUCGGUGUCGUCGGCUUCACAGCCAGCUUGGCAGUUGCUCGCAAGUCUGUGAUGUUCCUGGCUGAUGCAGUUAAACGACACUACUUGAUAAAGCUAGAGAUACCUAUUCGGGAUCAGUCAUAUGCUUGGUUCUUACAAUGGAUUCAUCAGCACCAACGGAACCUCGCACAAGCAAAUCGUGGCGGAAUAGCACAGGCAGAUGCACCACACGUAUCGCCAUUCAGGUCUCCAAUCAAAUACUUGUUUACCCGCUAUACACCACGGACCCAUUAUCUCUCAGUAGCAACAACACUGUCUCAACAUGAGAACGGAAGCAUUAGCACAUCGUUUGCUUUACUACCGGGUAUCGGCAACCACAUCUUCCGGUACAAGAAUGCAUUCAUUCGAAUGGAGCGUACCCGAGAACUUAAGAAUCUUGAUCCUCAGGGUAUCCCAUGGGAAACCAUCUCUCUAACAACUCUUUACGCUCAUCGGAACAUCUUCACGGAACUUCUAUCUGCCGCACAAGAACAGGCAUUAAAGAGUCAGGAGGGAAAGACGACAAUAUACACAUCCUGGAUGACAGAAUGGCGGACAUUUGGGCAACCAAGGACGAAAAGACCCUUGAGCUCUGUUGUCCUAGAUCAAGGCAUCAAGGAGAAGAUUGUUCAGGAUAUCAAUGACUUCCUAGCUUCUGGCAAAUGGUACCAGGACCGUGGUAUUCCAUACCGUCGUGGCUACCUACUCCAUGGCCCCCCCGGUAGUGGCAAAUCUAGUUUCAUAAAAGCUCUAGCUGGAGACCUUAGCUAUGAUAUAUGCCUCGUCAAUCUUUCAGAACGAGGUCUCACAGACGAUCGAUUGAACCACCUUCUCAGUAACAUGCCAACGAGGAGCAUCGCUCUACUAGAAGAUGUCGAUGCGGCGUUCAACAACAGGAAGCAGAAGAACGAAGAAGGAUAUUCAGGCGCCAACGUUACGUUCUCCGGCCUUCUAAACGCGCUUGAUGGGGUUGCUAGUAGCGAGGAAAGGAUAUUGUUCCUGACAACAAAUUACAAGGAGAAGCUAGACGAUGCAUUGGUUCGACCUGGAAGAGUUGAUAUGGCUGUGGAAAUUGGGCUAGCAACAGAGUGGCAAGUAGAGAGGAUGUUCCAACGGUUCUAUGGUGACGAUGAAGCAGAGCUUGAACCUGAGAGAAGGGAGAGAGUCAAAGAGCUCUGUCAGGAAUUCAUAGAUGUCCUAAGAGCGUCUGGGGCAUUUGAAGGGGAAGGAAAGAGCGGCAUCAGUACUGCUGAACUGCAGGGAUUGUUUGUCUAUCACAAACAUAGUCCUGAGGAUGUUGUGGCUACUGCCAAAGCGAUGGUACAAGCUAAGCAGGGCAACUAA
Orbilia oligospora ATCC 24927 is the source of this 1584-nucleotide messenger RNA. RefSeq lists its product as uncharacterized. The record is from RefSeq and is a predicted model, not a curated record. The transcript is spliced from 2 exons. Gene Ontology annotation, molecular function: ATP hydrolysis activity; ATP binding. Gene Ontology annotation, biological process: protein insertion into mitochondrial inner membrane from matrix; mitochondrial respiratory chain complex III assembly. Gene Ontology annotation, cellular component: mitochondrial inner membrane. Bases 1 to 1584 code for a protein of 527 amino acids. NCBI's taxonomy places the organism in Eukaryota, Fungi, Ascomycota, Orbiliomycetes, Orbiliales, Orbiliaceae.